AGCGCUUUCUGCUGACAUCCAGACCCGUAGCACGCCCUUUGUCACACCAGCGAUCCUCGCGUCGUUCCUUUUCCCUUCAAGCACAGUCAGCAAAUCGCAGCCAUGUCGUGUAUGGGCUUGGACGUGGGCUACUUGUCCUCUGUCGUCGCCGUACCCAAGGGUGGCGGCAUCGAGGUGCUCCUCAACGACUACAGCAAGCGCCAGACCCCGUCAUGCAUUUCCUUUGGCGACAAGAUGCGUUCUCUCGGUGAAUCCGGCAAGCAGAGGGCUGUCACUGCCUUCAAGCACACCAUCACCUACUUCAAGCGCCUCAUUGGCCGCAAGUACGACGCACCAGACGUGCAGGAGGAGCUUGCGCACGUGUACUUUGGCCACUGUGCGCUGCCGGACGGCACCGUGGGCGUGAAGGUGCAGCACGCCGACGAGCAGCUUGUGCUGAGCGUUCCCCAGGUGCUCGCCAUGCUUCUGGGCCACCUGCGCACGUGCGCGGAGACCGCGCUCGAGACCAAGGUCGAGGACUGCGUUAUGGGCGUGCCCGUGUACUUCAACGACGCCCAGCGGCACGCCAUGCUCGAGGCGCUGCAGAUUGCGGACCUCAACUGCCUGCGCCUGCUGAAUGAGACGUCUGCGGUUGCCGUCAACUACGGCAUCUACAAGGGCGAUCUGCCCGAGCCGGGCGAGGCGCCGCGCCGCGUGGCGUUUUUCGACUUUGGGCACUCCAACCUGCAGAUGUCCCUGUGCGAGUUUGUCAAGGGCAAGGUGACCGUGGUGACGACGGCGGCGUGCCCGGUUGGCGGGCGGGACUUUGACCGCGCACUGCUCAAGGAGAUGGCCAAGCGCUUUGAGGAGAAGACCAAGCUCAACUUCCUCAGCAAGCCGCGCGCCGCCAUCCGCAUGGAGACCGAGUGCGAGAAGCUGAAGAAGAUGAUGAGCGCCAACGCCACGGACAUUCCCAUGAACGUGGAGUGCCUCAUGGAGGACCGCGACUUCAGCACCAAGAUGAACAGGGACGAGUUUGAGCAGCUGUGCGCCCCCGUCUUUGACAAGGUCCGUUCCACCGUCGCCGGGUUUGUCGACGACCUCAAGAACCGCGACAUCGCAAUCUCAGACCUCCACAGUGUUGAGAUUGUGGGCGGGUCGUCUCGCAUCCCACUCGUGAAGCAGAUCCUGAUGGAUACCUUUGGCGCCGCCCCUCACACCACGCUCAACGUCGACGAGGCCGUUGCCCGCGGCUGCGCGCUCAUGUCGGCCAUCAUGUCCCCCAUGUUCCGCGUGCGCGACUUCAAGCUGGACGACGCGACGCCGUACGCCGUGAACCUCUCGUGGCAGUCGACCAACCCCGAGGAGGAGGAGGGCCAGAGCCAGAGCGAGAUCUUCUCCGCCAACGGCAUGGCCAACGUCACGAAGCUGCUGACAUUCUACCGCCAGGAGGACUUUGAGUUUACGGCGACGUACGCCAACCCGGAGCGCGUGCCCGACCAGCCGAAGCAGAUUGGCAACUUCAAGAUCCAGGGCGUCAAGCCAAGCUACGACGGCGAAAAGCAGAAGGUCAAGGUCGAGGUGCAAAUGGACCUGAACGGGUGCCUGAACGUGCGCUCGGCGACAAUGCUGGAGAAGGUGCCGCCCGCAGAGGACGCUGCAGAGACGCCAAAGACCCCGGCAAGUGACAACACUAUGGACACGACGGAGGACAAGGCGAAGGACGACGAGUCCUCUGAGGAGCCCGCGGCGAAGAAGCCCGAGCUGGAGAGCGAAGGCGACGACGCAAACAAGGCGAGCGGCAACGACAAGAAGAAGAAGAAGGGCGGUGACAAGAAGAAGGACGACAAGAAGAAGGAUGACAAGAAGGACGAGAAGGCCGAGGAGAAGAAGGAUGAGAAGAAGAAGAAGAAGGUCAAGAAGGUCAAGCUGACAGUUGUCACGUGGAAGCCCUGCCUCAAGAUGCAGUCCGAGAUCAACGACCUCGUCGAGUUUGAGGCGAAGAUGAAGGUGCAGGAUCUGCACGAGAAGGAGAAGAACGACGCGCGCAACGCGCUUGAGGAGUACAUCUACGAGAUGCGCGACAAGCUGUCGUCGGUCUACGACGGGUUUAUGACGCAGAACGACCACGACGAGUUCCGCUCCCGCCUCUCCCAGAUGGAGGACUGGCUGUACGAGGAAGGCGAGGACCAGCCAAAGACGGUGUACAUUGAGAAGCUUCAGGGCCUGCAGGCGACGGGCAACGAGGUCAAGGCGCGUGCGCAGGACUGGGAGACGCGCCCCAGGGCCGAAGAGAAGCUGAGGGAGACCAUUGUCCACUUCCGCAAGUUUGUUGACGAGCACGCUGCGGGCGAGGAGAAGUAUGCUCACAUUGCCGCGGAGCAGGUGAAGAAGGUUGCGGACGCCGUAGCCGAGACGGAGGAGUGGCUCAACACCAAGUCCGCCGAGCAGGCCAAGCUGCCCAAGUCGACACCGCCUGUGCUGACGACCAAGGACCUCGAUGCCAAGCGCAGCGAGCUUGAGCGCACGUGCAACCCAAUCAUGUCCACGCCCAAGCCCAAGGUGGAGCCGCCAAAGGAGGAGGAGAAGAAGGCCGAGCAGCCCGAGGGCGAUGCCCAGGACAAGAAGGCUGAGGGCGAGGAGGCCGACGCUGCCGCCGCCAAGGAGGGCGACAACAAGCAGGAAGGCAGCGAGGAGCCCGCAAAGGGCGACAACGUCAUGGACACUGACUGAGCAGCACAUGAACUUGUGGUGGCACCAAGUUGACCCCGUCACAGCCGUGCUGCCAUUCGUCUCCUCGUGUUGUGUGUUUGUCAUUCGCUGGCUGGUGUUGUGUGUGUUGUCCUGUGGUUUGUUUGGUUUGGGUUGCUUCUUUCUCUCGUUUGUUGCUCCCUGGGAGCGCUUAGUCAGUCCGAUCGAUCCUCCCGAGUAAAGUGUCAAGUGAACGGUGAAAUG
Salpingoeca rosetta is the source of this 2934-nucleotide messenger RNA. Its product is annotated as HS24/P52 protein. Gene Ontology annotation, molecular function: ATP binding; ATP-dependent protein folding chaperone. Gene Ontology annotation, biological process: protein folding. NCBI's taxonomy places the organism in Eukaryota, Choanoflagellata, Craspedida, Salpingoecidae. Gene Ontology annotation, cellular component: nucleus; cytosol. The record is from RefSeq and is a predicted model, not a curated record. The coding region runs from base 103 to 2712 and encodes 869 amino acids. The transcript is spliced from 11 exons.